Messenger RNA from Topomyia yanbarensis, 2256 nucleotides. RefSeq names its product cholesterol 7-desaturase nvd (gene nvd). Gene Ontology annotation, cellular component: chloroplast. The record is from RefSeq and is a predicted model, not a curated record. The transcript is spliced from 6 exons. Lineage: Eukaryota; Metazoa; Arthropoda; Insecta; Diptera; Culicidae. Bases 345 to 1769 code for a protein of 474 amino acids. Gene Ontology annotation, molecular function: chlorophyllide a oxygenase activity; 2 iron, 2 sulfur cluster binding. Gene Ontology annotation, biological process: chlorophyll biosynthetic process; cholesterol metabolic process.
AAAGCCGACGCCAGGUCGGGAUCUUCAAACGGUGCAAACGGUGCGAAGUGUUUUCUUCUGCUUACUAAAAUCCGCGAAAGGUCACCAGCAGUGAUUCGACAAAUCAGUGAUAACGAAUUCCGAAAAUUUCAAUUUCAAGGUCUUGCCAGGAGUCCGAUCCAGAGCAGUGUUGUCGGUCAAUCAGUCAGUCAAGUCAGAACGGUCAGUAAGAGUGGAUACACGGUUGAAAGAGUCCGGUCUCCUGUUCACAACCGCGAGUGCCACCAGUGCGAGUGAACUGAAUACGUUAGACGUAUAGUUGAUAGCAGCAGGGCGUACUUUCUCGUUGCAAGUUUCUGCCGGCAAUGCAAGACGCCGACGACGGUGAGGGCUGCUUCGGAGCAGUUGACGAAAGCGCAGUGCACGUGUCCUGGCGCUGCUGGUUUCAGCUACUGGCAGCGGAGAAUAGAACUUUGGAACAUUCGUUGCUGGGUUUGCUGCCGGAUUGUGGAGAUGAUCUGUUCGUUGGAAGGAUUCCGAUUGGGACGCUAUGCUAUGUGGUGGCCGUUGUGGUCGUUGGAUGGUUGUGCUGGAAGUUCUACUACGGCGCCGUGGUAUGGAAGAGAGAUCUCACCGACAUCGGUUACAACCACAUGUUAGACAACGAACGCAUCGGCAAAAGUGACCGUAAGCGAGCACACACCAUCAACCGGCUGCGCAGAUUACGCAAAGUUGGCCAACGAAUUCCACCACCUUUCCCGAACGGAUGGUUCGGCAUUCUGGAAUCGGAACAACUAGCCAUCGGAAAAGCCCGCAGUGUCGAUUGUUUAGGUCAAAACUUCGUCGUCUUCCGUUCAUCAUCCGGGGAGGUCAACGUACUGGAUGCCUACUGUCCACAUCUAGGUGCAAACCUAGGAGUCGGUGGAGUAGUUCGCGGUGACUGUAUCGAAUGCCCGUUCCACCACUGGACAUUCAGUGGAAAGGAUGGACAGUGCACCAACAUUCCGUACAGUAAAUCCGGCACCAUUCCUCGGGUGGCCAAGGUGAAGAAGUGGAAAUCGAUGGAAGCGAACGGGUUUAUCUUCGUGUGGCACCACGUAGACGAGGAUGUGGAACCGUGGAAGUUGACCAUUGUUCCGGAAAUCGAAGACGGUCGAUGGGUUUACUACGGGAAGAACGAGUUUCUGGUGAACGCUCAUAUUCAGGACAUUCCGGAGAAUGGUGCCGAUGUGGCGCAUUUGUCUUCCGUGCAUGGACCGAAUAUGCUGUCCGGGAGUGACAUUCGCUACUUCCGACCGAAGUGGGCUCAGUUCGGGAUGCACACCUGGCAUGCGAGUUGGCACGAACCGGAUGAAACGGACCCACCUCACAUCGCCCGCAUGGAUCUAAAGCACGCCUUCCGGUUCUUCGGCAAGUGGGAGGUUUGUACGGUCACUGUUCAAGCGUACCAGGUGGGACCAGGGUACGUGCAGUUGCAGAUGCAAACCGGGCUCGGACCGAUGGUUGCCCUGCAAACGGUUACCCCGGUGGAACCGCUGGUGCAGAAAGUCAUUCAUCGGUUCUAUGCUCCUCGGAGUUUGGGAAAUGCGUUCUUCCAGAAGUUUGCCGUUUGGGCGGAAAGUGUUAUGUUCGAACGGGACAUGAUGAUUUGGAACCAGAAGCAGUUCGUCGAGAAUCCUCUGUUAAUCAAGGAGGAUCGUUUGAUUAAGGCGUACCGGAAGUGGUAUAGCCAAUUUUACUCGGAAAACAGCAUCAGUUACACGUUGGCGAAGGAGAAUCUGGACUGGUGAUGUCCGGGCACAGGGGAAUAAUUUGUACUUUCGAUUUCAUUUAGGAUUAAGAUUGUAGUUGUCUGUGAUUACCGAAUAUUGCACAUGUUUGUAGAAUAUCCGAUUAAUACGUUCCUGAUCCUUUUACAUGACCAAACAUUAUAUUGUCAAUAUUACUGUUGGCAAUGUUUCUGUAUCGUGUAGGUUUCGCCUAAUGAUUUUGGGUAAAUGUAAGAUUUGUUCCAGUACUUGAUUCCUGAUCCCAGCUUGUCCGGAGCAAGCAAGGUCGAAACAAGCUUACUUCCAUUUAUUCCGGUUUGCGAAUAGAUAAGAGGGAAAUUGAUCUCCUUGUUUGCUCCGGUCUACAACCAGUUUGUCUUGUUACUGGCACAAACCUAUAGACUCGUGAUUUUCGCUAUGUCCGCAGAGUCGUAGAUCAAUGAUGUUACAACCCAGUAGUAGUUAAAACAUAAUUUUCAUUGAAGACUUAGCAACGGGACAAACAAGA